CGUGCGAGAGGAGAUUAGUCAGUGCUCAGCGGUCAUACGGAGUGGAUGUGUCCAAUCUCGGUUCUAUGAGAAACUUUUUCGGUGCUAAGGCGACGGUCAUGAGGAGGCCUACGUAGGUCCCAAGGCCUAUGUGGUGACAUGAGAUCUCGUCUUUCGAUGUUUUUGGAAAACUAAUGAGGUCUCUUUUAAAGAUCGAAAUUGGCUCCACAGUUCCGUCGUGAUAUCCUUCAUUGGAAAUAACUCUUCCGUAAGGAUAUUAACUCCCAGGAAGGCAUCUCCAAGGGUGGAUGCCACCACUAGAGGACUCUCACUCUUCCUUCUUCACUUCGGAUUAAGACCACCGGCCGUUCUACCGAAGGGCGCAACCCCCUUUAAAGAGGGUAACCACAACCCACAUCACCAGCCAAGAUGGGCACGUACUCCACGGGCAUGUCCGACUACACGGGCGGGGGCGGCGGCUCCUCCUACGACUACCAGGUCGACCAGGACACGACGCUCUCCUCCACCAACCUGAACAACGCCAUCCAGGCCGACAGGAACAUGGCCCUGACGGGAGCGGCGAAGGAGGAGGACGGUUACAACACGACCUCCCUCCUCCUCGCCUCCACGACCGCCUUCCCGGCCAUCAUCAGCGGCAACAGCACCAUGCCCCAGUACCCGUCGGAUAUGCUGAUCGUCACCGCCGUCUGCGCCUUCGUCAUCGCCAUUCUGGGCACUUGCGGCAACCUGCUGACCAUCAUCGCCCUGCCCAUGAGCAAGAAGCUGAGGACGACGGCCACGGCCUUCGUCGUGAACCUGGCGGUGGUGGAGCUGCUCUUCUGCGCCCUCAUCCUGCCGAUGUCGGGGCUGCAGUACAUGCACCUCCAGAGGACGAGGGAGUCCCUCCUCACCGACAACGACUGCGUCUUCUUCACCGUCACUCGCUACACUCUCACGCAGGUCGAGCUGCAGACCAUCUUGGCCAUCGCCCUCACCAGGGCAUUGGCAGUAUCUGUGCCCAAGAUGUACACUUUCCUCAACAAACCUUCAGUAAUCGGAGGAUACAUCACGUUCAUCUGGCUGUAUUCUUUUGUGUUGAGGCUCCCAACAGCCCUUGGGUACCUAGGAAGUUACGGCUUCAACUCGGGCACCAUGGAAUGCGACAUGAGGGGAGGGGACUUCACCUCUCGCAUCGUCAUGAUCGUCGUCGACGCUCUCAUCCCUGUGAUCGUCAUCCUGCUGCUCUAUGUCUUCGUUUUCAUCAUGGUCAUCAGAAGGGCUUGUCUGAGGAGUCGCAAGUUCAGCAAACCUAUUCAGCCUCAACCACAGGUUAACAAAGAAAGCACAUUAAACAAAUACCUUUUUAUCUCUAUUAACCCUCUUGUGUUCGUUUUCUGUUCGUGGUGAAUGUGUCGUGUCGUCAUUUGCCAUGCUUCUCAUGCACUUCCAGUUGAUGUGGGCCUGCCUGGGGUGGGAACUCAAGGUACUCCUCAUGCAAGCUGGUGAGGGCUCCCAUUGGUUAUAUUUUUAAAAAAUUUUCGAAGCGCAGCUAAUGGGACCCAAGGCUUCAUGAGGUAACUUUCUGUUACACAGCUGGUGGCCUCUGUUCUUCUUGUUUGUUAGUUUUCAGCAGCACUUCUCUGCCAGUUGAGUAAGUUGUUCCCGUCUCCAAUUUUUCUGCACCUUUGAAGAACUUUAACAUUAUUGACAAUGACAAGUCCAAAAAAGGCCAGAUGAAGUGUUGCAAACGUCUUUUUCUGCAUGUACAAAUGUACUACAUAAAUGUAUUUUCUUGUUUUAGUUAUUUAAUGGGAGAUACUGCAUGCAACAUUUUGUGCUGUUAUGUAACCCUUGUCCAAUAAUCAAUGUUAUGCAUAAGAAAAAUCACAUUCCGACAACCUCCAAAUGGCACAUCAGAUCUGCAUGGACUUACUCACCAAUAUUAAAACAGAGCCUGCAUUUGCCCUCGAAUUUUCUGCACCAGCAGCAAACAAAAGAGCCAACUUAGCAGUUAUAUGAUCUAAACUGCAGUUCAAUACUUUAAUGACAAAUAUUGAACUUACAAAAAGCCCUCGACUCCAUCAUCCUUUAGCAGUCAGAACUUCACUACUCAAUCUACUGAAGAAUAAAAGAUCCUUAACAACUUGAAUUCUAAAAACUGAGCUUACCUAAACCUCAAAGCUUUGGACACAACUUUGAAAAUGCUGGUCAUACAGCCUCGUUUAAUUCCCAACAAUUCUACAUUACAUAAACUACUCCCACCCAGCGAACUUUAAUUUCUACUAUGACUUAGGUUUGUCAGGGACCCAGUUCUACAAAUUCCCCUCCAAAAUAUCACGGCUCAAACAACCCAAGUACAAUACAUGUGGCACCAAUAAAGCCAAAUUUCGAUUACUGCAAACGAUCUAAAAGCAAAGUUAAAUUUGUCAUCUUUUAAACAAUUUUGCCAUGACGUUGAAAAUGGGUUAUUGAAAUGAAAAUUCUGUCUAAACAUAAAAGUAAAUAUUUACUAUAAGUAAGGAUAAAAUUAUAGAUACCAUCCCAACUAGACCUGCAAAAUACUGUAACAAAAAGUAUAAUAAGUGUAGAUGUAUAUUUUAAGAAAUGACACAUCCCAAAUUAUCAUAAGUAAAUGAACUGCAGGUACUGUACACAUAAAGAUACAUACAAUACAAGUUACAAUACUGACUGAUACCCAGAAUAUAAGAUGACCUAGGGGCAAAGGUACAGAAACUUUGUAAACCACCGAGAUUAAACUGGCAACGUGAAAUAAGGAUUCAACUACCUGCAACCGGAUCAAGUCACAGCCCAAUGGAAAAGUUUAAAGAGAACUUGGAAUAACAUGAAAAGAUUGGAGUUUAACCCUUAAAUUGAGGAAUGAUCUUGAGCUGUAAAUGAUGAAAUAUUUCUGAAUGAAGUGUGUAAACCAGAAGACAAAGAGACUUGAAGAAGAAAUUCGUUUCUAAGGUGAUUAAUCCAGGUAUAUCUGAUGUUGCCAAAAUGCAUGUAAGAAAAAGAGAAUUUUCAAGGCUCUUAUGAAACCAAGGUGAGCUGCCCUUU
This is a messenger RNA of Macrobrachium nipponense, 3039 nucleotides long. RefSeq names its product G-protein coupled receptor moody-like. NCBI's taxonomy places the organism in Eukaryota, Metazoa, Arthropoda, Malacostraca, Decapoda, Palaemonidae. Gene Ontology annotation, biological process: G protein-coupled receptor signaling pathway. The record is from RefSeq and is a predicted model, not a curated record. Gene Ontology annotation, cellular component: membrane. Gene Ontology annotation, molecular function: G protein-coupled receptor activity. The transcript has 8 exons. Bases 409 to 1386 code for a protein of 325 amino acids.